AGGAUGGCUGAACCAGGACGCAUUGCAUUCUGUGACUUUGAGAAGAGAGAAGAAAUGACACCUGAUCAGGUCGCUGAAGUCUUCACAAAGGUCGCAGGAACAUAUGAUGAAACCUGGAAAGCUCGACAUUAUAAGGACCACGUGUAUGUAGCCGAGGCUGUGGCCGACUUCUACCCUGGGGACCGAGCGUCUGUCCAGGUGCUGGACGUGGGUGCCGGGACUGGCAUGUUGGCAGAGGAGUUAUGGGGAAAGGGGUUUCGGCUAAUCGACGGCCUUGACCCCUCGCAUGGCAUGAAGGUCGAAGCCUCCAAGAAAGGUGUCUACACCAAUUACUACACGGAGUUCAUGGAUGGCAAAAGGUUGGACUGUUUUGCGACAGAUGCCUACGACUGUCUGGUGGUGGCCGCUGCCUUCAAUACAGGAUUCAUCCCCUGUGCAGCUCUUCCCGAGAUGACGCGCUUAGUCAAACCAGAUGGGUUGAUAUGCUUCGGCAUCCCGGACUCCCGCUUCACUGAGGUGAAGGACUACGUUGACAGGCUGGCUCCCCUGAUGGAGCUGAUGGAAGAGCAGGGCGUGUGGGAGCUCGUGGAUACGAAAUACUGCCAUGACUUUUACGAUAACGCAAAUCCCGGAAACAUCUUCAGAUAUGUUGUGAAGGCAUCUGAUAUAGAUGCAGCCAAAUUUAUUGACAGACUAGGUCCUGUUGGUUAAAUGCUGCUAUGAAUCUUAAUGCAGUGUUAAUAUAUCAUGUAGUGUGUUUGCUUGACUCAAUAAUAUCCCAGCUACAUGACGGCGGCUUGUAUAUAAGCAGUGUUUCACUCUGUCAGUUUACGAUGACUCGCAGUCAACCUGCUAGCCCGUCAAACCCACAGGCCUACGGGACGGAGGUUGCAAAAGAAACCUGUAUUUUUCA
This is a messenger RNA of Haliotis rufescens (red abalone), 913 nucleotides long. RefSeq lists its product as uncharacterized. Bases 4 to 711 code for a protein of 235 amino acids. NCBI's taxonomy places the organism in Eukaryota, Metazoa, Mollusca, Gastropoda, Lepetellida, Haliotidae. The transcript has 5 exons. The record is from RefSeq and is a predicted model, not a curated record.